Enterobius vermicularis (human pinworm) is the source of this 312-nucleotide messenger RNA. Lineage: Eukaryota; Metazoa; Nematoda; Chromadorea; Rhabditida; Oxyuridae. The record is from the annotation of a GenBank genome assembly.
AUGGGUGGCGAUCACCAUCAACCGUUUGAAGUCCCAAACUACACCAAAUAUAGCGAUUAUCAGUCUAUACCAGAACUUGUUGCUCAUGAAAAACGAUUGGCUGCUAUUGGUUUAAAGGAUCCGUGGAUCAGAAACUAUGUUCAUGUGUUUCGUUCCGGUCCGCCACAAAGGAAGGACGUGGGCAGACAUUUUUGGAGGGUUGUAUCGCCUGGUUGGAAAUGUGGUCUACUGGUUGCAGCAACUGUUAUAGGCAUUGAAGAGGGCUAUAUGUAUUAUAAGUAUGGCCGUACAAGUUGGAGUGGUCACCACUAG